UAAAUAAAAGGAGGGGUAUUGCAACUUAUUUUCUUACGAGUGAAUUAAUUUACCUUACGUAGUUUACCUGUUGGCCGAAUUCAGAUCAGUGAGUUUCGGAUACCAAAUACAUAAAAGGAAAAAAAGAAAAUUCAACUCUUUCAAGAUUCUAUAUAUAUUAACCAAGUACUACACUCUUUGUUACAUCCUCCCCACAUUUCUUUCUACAAUGGCAGAGCAACAAAGAAUUCAUCCAGUACCUGAACCAGAACAUGAACUUCCAGUACAAAAACCCUCUGUCCCUUUAGUGCCAAAGGGCUCUUUCAGUUCAGAAAAAGGUGACCCUGAGAAACAGCAGCAGCAGCAGCAACCACCUUUUAGAAGAACAAUCCCAUAUUAUCCACCAUUAAAACCACCAAAGAGAAGAUGUUGUUCUUGCAAAAGAUGUCUAUGUUGCACAUGUUGUCUGUUGUUCAUCAUCAUCAUAAUCAUUGCUGCUUUAUCUGCUGCUUUUUACUUUGUCUUCCAGCCAAAAAUACCAAAGUACUCCGUUGACAGUAUGAGAAUCACACAGUUCAAUUUCAAUAAUGACAUGAGCUUAUUGUUUGCUACUUUUAAUGUUAACAUCACUGCAAGAAACCCCAACAAGAAGAUUGGGAUUUACUAUGAAAAUGGUAGCCAAUUGAGUGUUUGGUAUACUGGUGUUCAGCUUUGUGAAGGGUCAUUGCCAAGAUUUUAUCAGGGUCAUCAGAAUACUACUGUACUCAGUUUGGAUUUAUCAGGACAAACACAGAAUGUUACUGGAUUGUUGCAGGCACUGCAGGUGGAUCAACAAAGAGGAAGUAUUCCAUUGAAUCUCAGGGCAAAAGUUCCAGUGAAGCUCAAGAUUGGGAAUUUGAAGCUAAUGAAAUGGAACUUUUUGGUGAAGUGUAGUCUGGAUGUGGAUAGUUUGUCUGCAAAUAAUACUAUCAGGAUUAGGAAUAGUGAUUGCCAGUUUGGUUUUAGGUUAUAAUCCAGUCCUGGAAUUAUUUUCUGUAUAAUUAUUUUUUCCUUCCAUUUUUUACAGAUUUUUUUUUCAAUAUCUGUUGACACUGUUUACUCAUAUUAUUUUGGAUUGAUAUAAAGUGAUCUGUUUCCUCUUUA
Molecule: messenger RNA, 1122 nt
Organism: Solanum lycopersicum (tomato)
Lineage: Eukaryota; Viridiplantae; Streptophyta; Magnoliopsida; Solanales; Solanaceae
Product: NDR1/HIN1-like protein 6
Cellular component (GO): plasma membrane
Source: RefSeq, a predicted model, not a curated record